AUGCGUGCCUCUACCUCCGCCCUAUUUUCCUUUGCGACUCUUGCUAGCGCCACUCUCUCGGGUUAUCCCCCUGAGGGCAACAUUGUCCUCACCGUAGGCGCCGGAUCAAGCCUGGAGGGGUACCAUCUGGUUGGACACUACAGCAAUGGAGCAGGUUUCCCCAAAUUUGUGCCCGCAGCCGAUGUUGCCCAGGCACAGCAAUCAGAAUGGUAUCUGAAGGCUCUCGCCCGGGUAACCGUUUGCGGAAGAGUUGGUGACAUUCCACUCGCGAGAAAAGAAACUGACGCUUGUCAUCUUGUAGAGAUCGACGGUACCACUUAUCAGCUUAAUAUAGCAGAUGGUUCAUUCACCGGAGUUUACGAGUUCACCGUCCCACUAGACUACUAUUCCAGUGAUGAUAUCUGGAACCCCACGAAUGAUUCUCCUGCAUUCAACUACUAUGGUGACUCCACCAAAUUCACGCACGCCUGCACCAGAGACGACGGAGACCUCCAGCUUGGCAUUUACGGCACAGACAACCGUCCCUCGAACUGCGAACGGGUCCAGCUGGAGUACCAGCUAGUUGCCUAG
This is a messenger RNA of Xylaria bambusicola, 570 nucleotides long. RefSeq lists its product as uncharacterized. The transcript is spliced from 3 exons. Lineage: Eukaryota; Fungi; Ascomycota; Sordariomycetes; Xylariales; Xylariaceae. The record is from RefSeq and is a predicted model, not a curated record. Bases 1 to 570 code for a protein of 189 amino acids.